AUGAACUCCUUACUUUCAGUCUCCUUUGUGGUUCGAUUUGAAGCUAGGAAGCAUUGGACCAUAAUAGCUAUGGUUACUCUACAUCAUCGUCCACACCGGCUACUCCUGGAUACAGAAUCAAGCACACGACCGGCAGCAAAUGAAAGCAGGGCGCGCAACACUUACAGCAGUGAUGCCAAUUUUGAUUCCAACAUGGUGAUCAUCCUGGCCGCUUUGCUUUGUGCAUUAAUUUGUGCACUUGGACUAAAUUCAAUAGUACGAUGCGCCUUACGAUGUAGCCGGAGGUUUGCUUUUGAGACUCCUGAUCAGACUGCCGCGCGUCUGGCAGCAACAGGCCUCAAAAAGAGCGCAUUGCGACAAAUCCCAGUGAUCAUAUACGGGGUGUCAGGGAUACAUACUAUUGCUACGGAUUGUGCAAUUUGCCUUGGUGAGUUCAUAGAUGGUGAGAAAGUACGAGUAAUGCCAAAGUGUAACCAUGGUUUUCAUGUUGGGUGCAUAGACACAUGGUUGGUGUCGCACUCCUCCUGUCCAACUUGCCGGCAGUCACUUCUAGAGCAACCACCAGAAAGUGCUGAUGCCGCAGAAUUUGAGGUUGGGAUUAGACAUCCGGGAAAUGCAUCUGCAGGAAAUGAUGUGCCCGUUGCAGGAGAUCACGAGGCAGGUUGAUCCUGCUUUGAAAGUGAUAUUCGACACCAAAGAACAAGGGAAAAAAGGUCGUCUUUGCUUCUCUAUUGUUUAGUUUUUAAGACGUUCAGUUUGUUUAUGUAAUUAUGCACAGUGAUCUAGAGAUCUUGGUUGAAACUUCAGUGGCUGGCAACACUUUGGUUUUACAGGCAUGCCACUUGCUAUGUGUUGAAACUUGAAAGGCCAUAUAAUAUUAUAGCAAAUGCACCAUAUUUUUUGCAA
Molecule: messenger RNA, 906 nt
Organism: Populus nigra (black poplar)
Lineage: Eukaryota; Viridiplantae; Streptophyta; Magnoliopsida; Malpighiales; Salicaceae
Product: RING-H2 finger protein ATL74-like
Exons: 2
Coding region: 1-666 (221 amino acids)
Biological process (GO): protein ubiquitination
Molecular function (GO): transferase activity
Source: RefSeq, a predicted model, not a curated record